Messenger RNA from Leptopilina heterotoma, 1333 nucleotides. RefSeq names its product odorant receptor 4-like. NCBI's taxonomy places the organism in Eukaryota, Metazoa, Arthropoda, Insecta, Hymenoptera, Figitidae. The transcript has 6 exons. Gene Ontology annotation, molecular function: odorant binding; olfactory receptor activity. The coding region runs from base 99 to 1235 and encodes 378 amino acids. Gene Ontology annotation, biological process: detection of chemical stimulus involved in sensory perception of smell; sensory perception of smell. The record is from RefSeq and is a predicted model, not a curated record. Gene Ontology annotation, cellular component: plasma membrane.
CAAAACAGAGACAUAAUACUGAAAAAAGUAAUCAUUCCUCUUUCUUUUCUUCUCACAAAAAAUAUAAAUCUAGUUGUUUUCUUCACCGUAUAAAGAAUAUGGAAAUUCCUAUUUUUCACUGGGGUUUAGAAUUUAUUCUUUCUGUUCUUGGCUUAUGGCCUGGAAAAACUAAUUUUUGGAUUCCUCAGCUUCUUUUAUAUUUGUCACCUAUUGUCAUUUCACCCUUUCAAUUACGACAAGUUCUUCUAUGUGAUAAUAGAGAACAAAUGUUUGAUGGAGUUCGUGAUAUGGCCGUAAUUAUAUUAUUGGUAACCAAAUUUGUAGUAAUGCGUUACAAUAAAAGCAAUCUGCAUUCUCUUUUAAUAGAUCUGGAGGACGAUUGGAAAAAUACAAAAGAUGCCGAAGAGAUGAAAAUUAUGAUGAAGUAUACAAAAUAUGCUCACAAAUUUUGCGUUUAUGGUUGGUCUCUCUACACAAUUACUACCAUUGCCUACUUCGGGCAAUUUUUAAUUCUUAACUUAACAUCAGAAAAUAAAAUUUUGUUGAUACCAGUAGCAUAUCCUUUUGAUAUUAACAGUUUACCAGUUUUUAUAGCUGCACAAAUUUAUCAAACCUUCACAUUUGGCUGUUGGAAUUGUGCUAAUUCUUUGUCUGAAAUUUUACUAGGCACUUUGAUAUUUCACUUUUCGGGUAGACUUGAAAUUUUACAGAAUGAAAUUGAUAGUCUGAAUAUUCCACUGAAUUCAAUGAAUAAUAACCAAGAUAUAAUAACGAUUAUUAAGAGUGUUGUAAAUCAUCAUAGGAAAUUGUUACGUAUGAAUAAAAAAAUUGAGAGCAUUUACUGUUACAUUUGUUUAGCUCAAUUUUUUAAAAGUACUGUUACCUUAUGUCUUGCUGGAUAUUUGAUAAUAACCACUAUGGAUGCUGUGGAUUUUGUUUUAAUAGCAAAGUAUAUCUUAUUCAUUUCUCUCAUUUUAGUUCAAUCUUUUGCAAUAUGUUAUUCUGGAGAGAUGUUAUUAACCAAGAGUUCCGAGAUUCCUCAAAGUAUAUGCGAUUGUGCAUGGUACCAAACCUCACCAGAAAAGGUGAAACUUUUACUAUUCAUUAUAAUGAGAACCCAACAGCCGAUGUCGUUGUCAGUUGGAAAAUUUACUGAACUGUCUAUUAAAAGUUUUACCAAAAUUUUACAGACAUCAUUUUCAUAUUUGUCUGUAUUACGAACAGCAUAUACAUAAAGAAGAAAACAAUUCAGCACUAAUUUGUAGACUAAAAAUUUUUAUUUUAUUCGAAUUGAUAGAAUGAAAUAAAAUUGUAUAUUAAUUGAUUAAUCUGA